AUGAACAAUUUGACUAAAACCAUAUUAAAUGGAGAUUUUGAUGAACCUUCAUUAUCUGAUAAUGAUAUCAUCAUGAUGCAACUAUUCACAACGCAACAACAAAGAUUACAAACGUUAAGUCUAAACCAACAAACCAGACGUGUUGGUUCCACAAGUGGUCGUCGAUAUAUUAAUUGUGAAAAGAUCAAAUGCGACGAACAAAUUUAUACAGAUUAUUUUGCAGAUAAUCCUGUCUAUCCAGAAGAAUACUUCCGAAGACAUUUUCAAAUGAAGCGGUCAUUGUUUGUUAGUAUCUUACACGAUAUUCAACAAGUGAAUGAGUACUUCAUCCAAACCCGUGAUGCCACUGGUGCUCCUGGAUUAUCCGGUGUACAAAAUAUGACUAUAGCACUUUGGAUCCUCCAGUACGGCAUGUCUAUUGAUGCUGUAGACGAGUACAUUAGAAUUGGCGAAAGUACUGCAAUUGCCGCCUUAAAUUUUUUUACCAGAUCAAUUAUUGCUACCUAUGAAGUCGUUUACUUAAGAUCUCCAAAUGAAGCAGAUUUCGCCAGAUUAUCGCAAGAGGGAGAGCAACGCGAGUUUCUUGGAAUCAUGCCUGCCUCUCUAAAUGAUAUUACUGGUCUUGACAGGUCGCCUUUAUUUGCUAAAUUAACUAGAGGACGUGCCCCUGCUGCCAACUAUACCAUCGAUAAUCACGCGUACACCAUGGGGUAUUAUCUUGCUGAUGGUAUCUAUCCUCGUUGGGCAACGAUUGUGAAAACAAUAUCUCAACCUCAAGGCGCAAAGAGACAACUAUUUGCAAAGAUGCAGGAGGCAUGUCGGAAAGAUGUCGAAAGGGCAUUUGGAGUGCUCCAAGCACGAUUUAAUAUUGUUAGAGCUCCAGCUAGAGGUUGGAGUGAUGAGGAUUUGUACUACAUCACGAAGACGUGCAAUAUUUUGCACAAUAUGAUCAUUGAAGACGAGUGUGAUAUUCCAGAAAAUGAACGCAGUGCAGCACAACUUGAGACUGAUACCAGUAAUUUGGGCUGUGAAGUGUCACGCGAUCCGAAUGAGGAGUAUGCUCAAUUUAUGUUGAAUUGGCAAAGGAUUAGAUCUAUUGAAGCCCAUAAUGCAAUUUGUAAUGAUUUAAUUGAACACUUGUGGUCCCGGGCUAGAGAGUUAGAUUAA
This is a messenger RNA of Camellia sinensis, 1167 nucleotides long. NCBI's taxonomy places the organism in Eukaryota, Viridiplantae, Streptophyta, Magnoliopsida, Ericales, Theaceae. The record is from RefSeq and is a predicted model, not a curated record.